Molecule: messenger RNA, 360 nt
Organism: Fusarium tjaetaba
Lineage: Eukaryota; Fungi; Ascomycota; Sordariomycetes; Hypocreales; Nectriaceae
Product: CCC1-like protein
Exons: 1
Biological process (GO): intracellular manganese ion homeostasis
Cellular component (GO): fungal-type vacuole membrane
Molecular function (GO): iron ion transmembrane transporter activity; manganese ion transmembrane transporter activity
Source: RefSeq, a predicted model, not a curated record
GAGCUCUGCAAGAACCCCACAGAAUGGGUGCGCUUCAUGAUGGAUUUCGAACUCAAGCUCGAGGAGCCCAACGUUCAUCGUGCGUGGAUCUCAGCGGUCACCAUGGGAUUGAGCUACUUCAUCGGCGGGCUGAUCCCCAUGAUCCCCUACUUCGUCAUGUCACGCGUGCGCGAAGCUUUAUUUGUCUCGAUUGGUAUCACGGUCGCUGUGUUGUUGGUAUUUGGAUACGUCAAGAACUACGUCGCUAUUCGCAAUCAUCGUGCGGGUGUCUGGGGAGCGGUGCAGACAUUGAUUAUUGGCAUGUUGGCAGCCGGCACAAGCUAUGCGAUCGUGCGGGGUUUGGAUUCGAACGAUUCUUGA